This is a messenger RNA of Lineus longissimus, 809 nucleotides long. Its product is annotated as sterile alpha motif domain-containing protein 15-like. Gene Ontology annotation, molecular function: protein binding. Bases 122 to 568 code for a protein of 148 amino acids. The transcript is spliced from 4 exons. The record is from RefSeq and is a predicted model, not a curated record. Lineage: Eukaryota; Metazoa; Nemertea; Pilidiophora; Heteronemertea; Lineidae.
GCGUAAACAACAUGGUGGCCACUUAGGUUAGGAAAACCAGUUUCCUGUAUAAAAGUCUAGUAAAAACGCGAAUCUUGACACAAAACUUUCACCGAUUGGCUGAUAUAUCGUAGGAGAAACCAUGAGUACGACCAGCAGUGCCAAAAUUAAGGAUAUUCGCGACGAGAGGGUCCCCGAGUGCCUCCACUGGAGUUGUGAGGAUGUGGCCAACUGGGUUGAGGAGCUGGGAUUUCCUUAUUACAGGGAUUGUUUCUUAACAAAUUUGGUCAACGGAAGAAAGCUGAUACAAGUGGAUGCUUCAGCAUUGCCCAGACUCGGUAUCACAGAUUUUGAGCAUAUCAAAGUGAUAUCUAAAGGUAUUCGAGACCUACUUUAUAUAGAAGAGCCAGAUUGGUCCCGACGUAUUGGCCUACCUCCACGUGAAAACAUUGGAAUGUACCUUGAGACAAAAUCAAGAACUGGAGAAAGAUCUGAUGACAUGACAUUCACAUCAUAUCUCUUGAAACACGAAGGAGUCAUUUGGCAGCCACCUUUAGCCAACCAUUGCCUCAUCUUACCCCAUGACUGAGGAAAUGAUUGGAGGGAAUAUAAGAAUAAAGACAGAUUAAUGUGUAUUCCAAAGAAUGCUUUUCUCAGCAUUUGAAAGGUUGAGAUGAAUGAUGUUUAGAGCCACAACCAUGAAGACUAGGUGCUUGGGAUGGUGAAGCCAGCUCCAUAUCUUGAUUGAAGAACAAUGAGGAAUACUGGCUAAAGGAACAACCCUUACCACGAAACUGUAUAUGUUGUAAAUAAAAAUUGAUCUAUUCUUU